Acanthosepion pharaonis is the source of this 1257-nucleotide messenger RNA. The record is from the annotation of a GenBank genome assembly. NCBI's taxonomy places the organism in Eukaryota, Metazoa, Mollusca, Cephalopoda, Sepiida, Sepiidae.
AUGUUCAUUAACCUAAGUUUAGUCUUUUAUUUACUUUAUUUGAACAUUCUUUUCUCUUCUGCUCCCUCUCUCUCUCUCUCUCUUUUUUCUCUUCUCCUCUCUCUCUCUCUCUCUCUUUUCUCUUCUGCUCCCUCUCUCUCUCUCUUUUCUCUUCUUCCCUCUCUCUCUCUCUCUCUCUUUUCUCUUCUGCUCCCUCUCUCUCUCUCUCUCUUUUCUCUUCUGCUCUCUCUCUCUCUCUCUUUUCUCUUCUGCUCCCUCUCUCUCUCUCUUUUCUCUUCUCUCCCUCUCUCUCUCUCUUUUCUCUUCUGCUCCCUCCUCUCUCUCUCUCUCUUUUCUCUUCUCUCCCUCUCUCUCUCUCUCUUUUUCUCUCUCCCUCUCUCUCUCUCUCUCUUUUCUCUUCUCUCCUCUCUCUCUCUCUUUUCUCUUCUGCUCCCUCUCUCUCUCUCUUUCUCUUCUGCUCCCUCUCUCUCUCUCUCUUUUCUCUUCUUCUCCCUUUCUCUUCUGCUCCCUCUCUCUCUCUCUCUUUCUCUUCUGCUCCCUUUCUCUCUCUCUUUUCUCUUCUGCUCCCUUUCUCUCUCUCUUUUCUCUUCUGCUCCCUUUCUCUCUCUCUUUUCUCUUCUGCUCCCUUUCUCUCUCUCUUUUCUCUUCUGCUCCCUUUCUCUCUCUCUUUUCUCUUCUGCUCCCUCUCUCUCUCUCUUUUCUCUUCUGCUCCCUUUCUCUCUCUUUUCUCUUCUCUUCCUUUCUCUCUCUCUUUUCUCUUCUGCUCCUUUCUCUCUCUCUUUUCUCUUCUGCUCCCUUUCUCUCUCUCUUUUCUCUUCUGCUCCUUUUCUCUCUCUUUUCUCUUCUGCUCCCUUUCUCUCUCUCUCUUGCUCCCUCUCUCUCUCUUUCUCCCUCCCUCUCUCUCUUCUCUCCCUCUCUCUCUCUUCUUCUCCCUCCCUCUCUCUCUCUUCUCCCUCCCUCUCUCUCUCUCUCUCCCUCCUCUCUCUCUUCUCCCUCCCUCUCUCUCUUUUCUCUUCUGCUCCCUCCCUCUCUCUCUCUCUUCUGCUCCCUCCCUCUCUCUCUUCUCUUCUGCUCCCUCCCUCUCUCUCUUUUUCUUUACUCAGCUCCAAAAAGUGGUGUUUUCCUUACCUAGUUACUUACCAACCUACUUCAGUCUUAUCUGAUACAUGCUUCCUACCACUCCAAUUUUCUCUUAAACACUUUCUAAUAAUAAUAAUGUCACAAAGUUCACUCAACACUCUUGCUCCACUCUGUUGA